Molecule: messenger RNA, 5474 nt
Organism: Kogia breviceps (pygmy sperm whale)
Lineage: Eukaryota; Metazoa; Chordata; Mammalia; Artiodactyla; Physeteridae
Gene: LRRC15
Product: leucine rich repeat containing 15
Cellular component (GO): extracellular matrix
Molecular function (GO): protein binding
Source: RefSeq, a predicted model, not a curated record
CAUGCAGCAGCCGUGAGCCGUCCCACAUCCUCCUCUCUGGCUCCCUCUGGUUGACGGCCGCCGGGCGGGCGCUGAGCUGCUGAGGCCAUGCCACUGAAACAUUAUCUCCUUUUGCUGGUUGGCUGCCAAGCCUGGGCUGUGGGCUUGGCCUACCGUGGCUGCCCUAGAGAGUGCACCUGCUCCAGGGCCUCCCAGGUGGAGUGCACGGGGGCGCGCAUCGCGGUGGUACCCACCCCGCUGCCCUGGAACGCCGUGAGCCUGCAGAUCCUCAACACGCACAUCACCGAACUCAACGAAUCCCCGUUCCUCAACGUCUCGGCCCUGAUCGCCCUGCGGAUUGAGAAGAAUGAGCUGUCCCACAUCGCGCCCAGUGCCUUCCGUAAUCUGGGCUCGCUGCGCUACCUCAGCCUCGCCAACAACAAGCUUCGGGUUCUGCCUGUCAGCCUCUUCCAGGGCCUGGACAACCUAGAGUCGCUCCUCUUGUCCAGCAACCAGCUGGUGCAGAUCCAGCCGACUCACUUCACCCACUUCAGCAACCUCAAGGAACUGCAGCUGCACGGCAACCACCUGGAACUUAUCCCCGACGGGGCGUUCGACCACCUGGUGGGACUCAUCAAGCUCAACCUGGGCAAGAAUAGCCUCACCCACCUCUCACCCAGGGUCUUCCAGCACCUGAGCAACCUCCAGGUCCUCCGGCUGUAUGAGAACAGGAUUUCCGACAUCCCCAUGGGCUGUUUUGACGGGCUUGGCAACCUCCAGGAGCUGGCCCUGCAGCAGAACCAGAUUAGUAUGCUGUCUCCUGGCCUCUUCCACAACAACCGUAACCUCCAGAAGCUCUAUCUGUCCAACAACCACAUCUCUCAGCUGCCCUCCGGCAUCUUCAUGCAGCUGCCUCAGCUCAACCGGCUCACGCUCUUCGGGAAUUCCCUGAAGGAGCUCUCUCCGGGCAUCUUUGGACCUAUGCACAACCUGCGUGAGCUUUCGCUCUCUGACAACCACAUCACCUCCCUCCCGGACAAUGUCUUCAGCAGCCUCCGCCAGUUGCAGGUCCUGGUCCUCAGCCACAACCAGAUCAGCUACAUCUCUCCGGAUGCCUUCAAUGGGCUGGUAGAGAUGCGGGAGCUGUCUCUCCACACCAAUGUGCUGCAGGAGCUGGACGGGAGUGUCUUCCGCACGUUGGCCAAUCUGCAGAACAUCUCCCUGCAGAACAACCGCCUCAGACAGCUCCCGGGCAACAUCUUCGCCAACGCCAAUGAACUCAUGACCAUCCAGCUGCAGAACAACCAGCUGGAGAACCUGCCCUUGGGCGUCUUCGAUCACCUGGGGAAGCUGUGUGAGCUGCGGCUCUAUGACAACCCCUGGAAGUGUGACUCAGACAUCCUUCCGCUCCACAAUUGGCUCCUACUCAACAAGGCCAGGCUGGGGACAGACACCCUCCCAGUGUGUUUCAGCCCAGCCAAUGUCCGAGGCCAGUCCCUCAUCAUCAUCGAUGUCAAUGUUGUGGUCUCCAGUGUCCAGGGUCCAGUGGUCCCCGAGGUGCCCACCCACCCAAAGACACCCAGCUACUCCGACACCACUUGCAUCUCCUCCACCACUGACUUCACCAGCACCAUGCAGGACUACACCAGUCUGACCACCAUCGAGACCACCGAUAGCCAUGACACGGGGGGCAUGACCCAGGCCCAGAGCGGGCUGGCCAUUGCUGCCAUUGUGAUUGGCAUCAUUGCCCUGGCCUGCUCCCUGGCUGCCUGCAUCUGCUGUUGCUGCUGCAGGAAGAGGAGCCGUGCAGUCCUGAUGCAGAUGAAGGCACCCAAUGAGUGUUAGGAGAGGCAGGCUGGAGACAGGGCUGGGGAACAGUGGGACCCCCAGAGGAUCUGGGAUUUCAUUGUUCCGCCUCCACCCCUGGGUCCACAGAGCCAUCCCCUGCUCCCCCUCUCUCUGGUCCCCAAGAGAAAGGUGCCCCCAUCUUUUCCUGACCUGCCUGGUUCUCCUAUAGAAGAGGUUCUUGCAGAGCCUUCUUACGAACAGGGAGACCUAACCCCCUGUGGCAAAAACCCUGCGGUGUUCCCAAUUCACAUCCCUGGGCUUCUCUCAAGAAAGCCCCUCCUCUAAAGCCUCACCAGCUCUCCUCCAAAAACCACCCUCCCUGUGUCUGCACCCCUGCCAACCUCUAUAGACGCAAUUAUUACACACCUGCCACUUUGUGGCAAUAGUUCUCCACCAGGACAGCCCCGCUCCCAAGUAUUAUGAAAGUUGAUUCCCCUUCUUCGCUCCUCUUGUUUGUGACAUGGCUCUACCCUAUCCCCACAAUGAAAGGUCUCCCUUCACUUCCUACUCCUGAAGGCAAGGUGACCUCUCCUCGAAGAAGGCUUCAAACCAUUUAGCUGAUCUCUUAAGAACUGCCAAGUGCCCUGGCUUUCAGGAUGCUAUGAAAGAGAGCAGGGAGAUAUGAGGCUGCUCAGGUCCUGGAGGCCGGACUACCAUCAGCAUCUCUUGUGAUUUUUAUCUGGAAAAGGAAGAAAGGCACCGGUGCAACAAGUUUAGCCGCGUAGAGAAUGAUGUUUCUGAACUGCAAAUUUUGCUUUGAAAAUUUCAGUACUUUAAGGAAUAACAUCAUGUAGAAUUUCUCACCCCCCAAAAAAACUUGAAAAUCAGCUUAUUGGUACUGGAUGGAGAAAGCAACUUGGUGCCUGGGGGUCCUUGUGUUCACCCCCAGGAUUUUUCUCUUUUAACUUUUUAUGGAAGUGUAAUAUACAUACAGAAAAGCAGGAGCAUGAUAGUGUAUAGUUUGAUGGGUUUUCACAAACGUUACACACCUGUGUAAUCAGCACCCAAAUCAAGAAACGAGACAUCGCCAGGAUCCUCCAUCCUGAGCUUUUACUGGAGAAGACUGGGGCUUGUGGAGGUGGCAUGAACUUACCUGGGAACUGGCUCCCCAUGGGUCAGGAUGAGCCCCUCACUGCCCUCCCCCUGCAGCCAGCCCUUGCAAAGGCCCAGCUGCCAGGGUUGGAGGAGAAGAUGUAGGUACACUCUGGCCUGGUCGGGAAAUUGUAUUAAAUCCCAGAUCUUGAAGCACCAGGCUUGGCCAGGUCAGAGGCAUCUCAACUAGAGAGGCCCAUGCAACCACACACCCUACCCUGCCAACAAGCUGUCUGUUGCUCAUUGGAGGCUCCUCUGCCUGGGCCUUUUAUGGGCAUGAUAUGCCUGUAUCUGUUUUUAAUUUUCACUCUCCAUUUGGGAAAGUGAAAUAGCUCAGAGAUGAGAUCCUUUAAUCGGACAGCCAAGUGUAAUGGAACCCAGCAAUCCCUCUGGUCGUGGUAAAAUUCUCCAUCGACAUUACAGUCAGCUAGACACUGAACUUCAGCAUUCUCAUACACAGCAGGAAAUGUGGGUACAUAGAUAGGUCACACUGGGUCAGGGCCCUCUGUGGAGCCUCUCCCUGCCUGUGGUCUGGUUGCAAGGGUUCAGUUGUUUGGUCCAGAGUUGCAGUCACAUGAAUACCUGCCCUCACCAUCCUUCCUGCUAUAUAUAUAUUCACAAUGGCAAAGAAAGUACACUCAGGACAAUGCAUGUCUUUCUCUGGACAACUGGUAUACCGGUUUAGAAGUAGAAACAGUGAAAUGGAGAAUUUCAGGUAUCUGUGUCUGCCCAGGAAAGAGCUGAAUCCAACACUACAGGGAUUUGGAAAUCUGCCAUCAAUCCCGACUGGCCUUUACUAGUUCCCUCUGCUCCACGAGACAAAUAAGAAAUCCCCUUGGGCCUUAACAGCAUGAUGCUGAAAGGUCCCAACAAAACGAGUGUGUAAGAACUUGUGCAUUUUGUACCUUUUCACUCUCUGUCACAGGGAAUCUGGGAGAGAUGGGGCCUGUUAAGGCAAAAGACAUAGUAUCCCCAAGGUGAUUCUGGGUCUCCAAAAUGUUUUCAAAUUAUCUAUAGCACCUGGUGGACAUGUAUCAAGGCUUGCCAGGGUCCAAAAGGAUGUGAGUCCAGAACUUGGGGCAUGGACAUCAUUCCACUGAUGGUGGCCUGCCAUAUUGAUCCUGGGGCCCAAAGGGGAUGCUUGGCUUGCUCUCCUCCAGAGAGGAAGCAUGGUUUGGCACUGCAUUCCUCAAGAUGCUCCUUGUAACUAGGCUCCAAUGUCUCCUUGUGCAAGGGUACAAGUGGGCCAGAGAUGGCAGAGAGGUGAGGAAGGAGUCCUCUUCAUCCAGUGUGCCCUGCCAAGCUGAACCCAGAACCCCUGGGUAUUGAUGGCAUUGGCCAUGACCUUGGAAUACCAUCUUCUCUGGCCCAGGAUAUCACACGUGGCCUGAGGCCUGGCCUGAGGGCAGCUGUCCUCAGAUGACUCCCCACAGGAGCACCGUGGGUGGGGGUGAUGGACCCUUUACCUGACCUUCUGAGCUUACCUGUUCCUUUCUCCCAUCAGAGUGGACUGGAAGGAGCCAUUGGGCAUCCUCUUCCUUGGCAGGCGUUUUGGUCUUUCUGAACCACAUUGUCUGGUCAGGGGGCUGCCAGAAAAUGUGGGUGGAGCUUCCUUUCCAACAGGAUGAUGCAUUUGCUCACUUCUUGGGGCUGGAGUGAGCUGCUUGGUCCCCCAAAAGUUGAGUUCACUUUCCCCCUUUGCUCACUGGCUUCUAGUUCCCCUUGCCAGUACUCCGUUUGGAGUGGAGGGUCAGUGUUGGAGGAAAGAUAAUAAAAGCCCGUUAGAACCACUGUUUUUCAAAAAUGCUUACUGUGCAUGAAUACCCUUCAAAGCACUUGACAGCCAUUUUCUUUUUAACCCUCACAGCACCCCUGUGCAUGAGUAGUACAUGUGAGAGCGUCUAAAACCACUUGUCUUCCGCAACAUUAUUCAGUAGGCUGUGGGUUUACCUUCUCUCUUUAAGCUUCGCACAAGACCUCAUGGCCUGUCCUGAGCUUUCAUUGUUAAAGCAAAGAAAAUGGGAGUCACUGCCCUGUUGCGCCCCAUAGUCUUAGCCAUGGGAACCUCACCUGGUACUGUGUGGAUCCAAUGUUUUGUGAAUACAGGAAAAAAUUAAACUCAUCCACCCGUUAAAGGAAAACUGGCUUCUCUCAAGGGAACUGUUGGGCUGAGUGUAUAUUGUUCCUCCUUGUUAGAAUUUAAAGGCACAACACCCUUCUCAGAACUCUUCCUGGGCACCAAUACAAUUGUCACAGAUGUCUGUGUAGUGCAGUGAUGGGAAUCAUUUCCAAACUCAGGAAGCUUGUGGCGAGCAGACAGCUAGAGAUAACUAGAUAACUAGAGUUGCUAAAGAGACACUGGAGGUAGCCCGGCCUUUAGCUAUGAAUCACUCAAAGAAUUCAGCCUACAGAUCCCACAGUCAGAACUGAAUCAUGGCUGCUGCGGAGCCGGUGGUAGUUUUGGGGAGCAGGUCUUCGCUGUGGUUCAGAGAGGCAUGGGGCAGACACUCCUCCAGGCCAAACUCCUCCCGGUCUGAGCUCUCUCCUUGACCUAA